GGAAGUUCUCUGGACGCUGGACACUCUAGUUGCGGGAGACUUUGAGCUGUUUUAGUGCCAUGCAUCAUUUACAGUGUAUCCUCCAAGCACAGAGGUGUCUGGGGUGGGGCCCCUUGGCCUCUGUGUCCUGCUUGCUGCUCCGGACCUGCAGGGCACACAGCAGUUUCUCCGGCACCACAUGUCCCAGUCCAGAGGGGCAGCAGGAGGAUGGAGCUCAGAAGGAUUUCAGCUCCAGGCUGGCUACUGGACCAACGUUUCAGCAUUUCUUAAGAAGUGCUUCAGUUCCUCAAGAGAAGCUGGCUUCUGCAGAUGUGGUGGACCCACCCCCAUAUGUCACAGUGGAUGAACUUUUAGGAAGGCAGAGAAAAGUCUACCUUGAGACCUAUGGCUGCCAGAUGAAUGUGAAUGAUGCAGAGAUAGCCUGGUCCAUCUUACAGAAGAGUGGCUACCUGCGGACCAGUAAUCUCCAAGAGGCUGAUGUGAUCCUCCUUGUCACUUGCUCUAUCAGGGAGAAGGCUGAACAGACCAUCUGGAAUCGUUUACAUCAGCUUAAAGUCCUGAAGACAAAACGGCUCCGUUCCCGAGUACCUCUGAAGAUUGGGAUUCUAGGUUGCAUGGCUGAGAGACUGAAGGAGGAGAUCCUCAAUAGGGAGAAAAUGGUGGAUAUUUUGGCUGGUCCAGAUGCCUAUCGGGACCUUCCUCGGCUGCUGACUGUUGCUGAGUCAGGCCAGCAAGCUGCCAAUGUGCUGCUUUCUCUGGAUGAGACCUAUGCUGAUGUCAUGCCAGUCCAGACGAGCCCCAGUGCCACUUCUGCUUUUGUGUCUAUCAUGAGAGGCUGUGACAACAUGUGCAGCUACUGCAUUGUUCCUUUCACGCGUGGCCGGGAGAGGAGUCGGCCUGUUGCCUCCAUUCUAGAGGAAGUGAGAAAGCUUUCCGAGCAGGGGCUGAAAGAAGUGACACUACUUGGUCAGAAUGUUAAUAGUUAUCGGGACAGUUCAGAGGUCCAGUUCAACAAUGCAGUGUCCACCAACCUCAGCCGUGGCUUCUCCACCAACUAUAAAACCAAGCAAGGAGGCCUUCGUUUUGCUCACCUUCUGGAUCAGGUCUCCAGAAUAGAUCCUGAAAUGAGGAUUCGUUUUACUUCUCCCCACCCCAAGGAUUUUCCUGAUGAGGUUCUGCAGCUGAUUCAUGAGAGAGACAACAUCUGUAAACAGAUCCACCUACCAGCUCAGAGUGGAAGUAGCCGUGUAUUGGAAGCCAUGCGGAGAGGCUAUUCAAGAGAAGCUUAUGUGGAGUUAAUUCAUCAUAUCAAAGAGUCUAUUCCAGGCGUGAGCCUCAGCAGUGAUUUCAUUGCUGGCUUUUGUGGUGAGACCGAGGAAGAUCACCUCCAGACAGUGUCUUUGCUUCGGGAAGUUCAGUACAACAUGGGCUUCCUCUUUGCCUACAGCAUGAGACAGAAGACACGGGCAUAUCACAGGCUGAAGGAUGAUGUCCUGGAAGAAGUAAAAUUAAGGCGUUUGGAGGAACUUAUCACUGUCUUCCGAGAAGAAGCAACGAAAGCCAACAAGACCUCUGUGGGUUGUACCCAGCUGGUGCUGGUGGAGGGGCUCAGUAAACGCUCAGCCACUGAGCUGUGCGGCCGGAAUGAUGGAAACCUCAAGGUGAUAUUCCCUGAUGUAGAGAUGGAGGAUGCCACUGACUCAGGGCUCAAGGUCAGAGCUCAGCCUGGGGACUAUGUGCUAGUGAAGAUUACCUCCGCCAGCUCUCAGACACUUAGAGGACAUGUGCUCUGCAGGACCACUCUGAAGGACUCCUCAGCCUAUUGCUCACCUGAGUGAUGACUUCAGAGUUGAUGUGGGCGGUCCUUGCCACCAGGAAGGGAGAUAUGACUCGUCACUAAUGAAAGAAGUAAUGAAGCAUUGAAGACAAGCUGCAAGUGGUGAAGCAACUUUAUGUCAAAUGGAGAAAUGCAUCUCUUUGCUGCUAUAUGAACAACCGUUAUAAUCAUUAAAUUUACCUAAACUAAAG
Eptesicus fuscus (big brown bat) is the source of this 2028-nucleotide messenger RNA. It is a transcript of the gene CDK5RAP1, whose product is annotated as CDK5 regulatory subunit associated protein 1. NCBI's taxonomy places the organism in Eukaryota, Metazoa, Chordata, Mammalia, Chiroptera, Vespertilionidae. The record is from RefSeq and is a predicted model, not a curated record. Gene Ontology annotation, biological process: negative regulation of cyclin-dependent protein serine/threonine kinase activity; tRNA modification. Bases 60 to 1838 code for a protein of 592 amino acids. Gene Ontology annotation, cellular component: mitochondrion; cytosol. The transcript is spliced from 14 exons. Gene Ontology annotation, molecular function: 4 iron, 4 sulfur cluster binding; tRNA-2-methylthio-N(6)-dimethylallyladenosine(37) synthase activity.